CUCAAACAGUUCAAUCAUUUGCAUCGUAACUAGAAUUUUGACGACGUUCUCAUCAUGGAAGCCUAUUCUGGUUCUUUUUCCUCAUCCAACUCUUCAUACUUGACCCAAAACCCUGAUGAAUCCAAGGGGCUGAAGCUAGUGUACCCUCUUCAGUCUCACAAUUCCUGGCUCCAUUCCGUGAGGAAGCCAUCGGCAAAGCCCAGGAAGAAGGCACCAGUGGCACCGAUGCCACCGACACCGGCCAAAGUGUACAAAGUAGACGCUAUAAACUUCCGAGACGUGGUUCAGCAGCUCACAGGUGGACCCGAGCACCAGCCCCAGCCACGUCAACAACAGCUUCUUCAAAGCAACGUCGCACGUGCUGGCACUUCCCUUUGCGUUCCUAAUGUGCCCCAGAAGCAAAAUGAAGCAAGCGGAGACACGAGCACUAAAUGGUACCAGGACUUUGGAAUGAAUUUGCUCUCACCAACUUCUUAUAGUUCCUUCUGUUUCUUUCCUCUUUUGAGCCCAAGAGAUGUCACCAGUUUGGAAGCGGGGAAGGUUCUUUAGGACUUUUACCAGUAAUUUCUUCACACCAUUCUAUAUAUGCUAUUCAUAUGUACUCCUAUUCCAUUAUCUACUUCAUUUUUUUUUGUUGUUACUGUUAUCACAUCAUCCAUCCAUCUUCAAUCUUCAACUUUUAUGGGCGUAGUCAAGUGCCAACAAUAUAACAAACUAACUAACUGUUACCGUCCCUUUAGUGUGAGCUUAUGUACCUUGAUUGUCUCUAUAUCUCUUUUGUUUCAUCCAAAAUGUUGUCUUUAUUACCUUCAAAGCAAAGGAA
Molecule: messenger RNA, 823 nt
Organism: Vigna umbellata (rice bean)
Lineage: Eukaryota; Viridiplantae; Streptophyta; Magnoliopsida; Fabales; Fabaceae
Source: RefSeq, a predicted model, not a curated record